Molecule: messenger RNA, 1344 nt
Organism: Trichoplax adhaerens
Lineage: Eukaryota; Metazoa; Placozoa; Uniplacotomia; Trichoplacea; Trichoplacidae
Exons: 20
Coding region: 1-1344 (447 amino acids)
Biological process (GO): iron-sulfur cluster assembly
Cellular component (GO): cytosolic [4Fe-4S] assembly targeting complex
Molecular function (GO): 4 iron, 4 sulfur cluster binding
Source: RefSeq, a predicted model, not a curated record
AUGGCAUUUAGCAGCGUACUGAAAAUAGCCGAUGUAGAUGAUUUUAUCAAUCCUUCCCAGGAAUGUAUAAAACCAAUCACAUCGAAGUUGGAUAAACACGAAAAGUACAAUCAUCGUUCGCAGUCAGAGAAAGUGAAAAUCUCGUUAAACGACUGCUUGGCAUGCAGCGGAUGCAUAACAUCAGCUGAGAGUGUGCUUAUUAGUAAGCAAAGUAAAGAGGAAUUUUACGCCAUUCUAGAUAAGAAUCAAAGGCUACAAGAAACACAUCAAGAAUCAAGAAUGAAAACUAUUAUAGUAUCUAUAUCACCCCAGUCCCGUGCAGCGCUGGCUGUGAAUUAUAAUCUAGAUAUAAAUCAGAUUGGUAAAAUGUUAGCAGCAACAUUUAAGAAGGUUUUAGGAGCUUCUUACGUUUUCGAUGCCACUUUCGCUCGAGAUUUUAGUCUAAUAGAGAGCCAGCGGGAAUUCAUCGAUCGCUAUUGUAGCAGCAGUCCAUGUAAACUACCGGUAUUUGCAUCUGCGUGCCCAGGAUGGAUUUGUUACGCUGAGAAAAUUCAUGGUAAAUUUAUAUUACCUUACCUCAGUGCCGUAAAGUCACCACAACAGAUCAUGGGAAGUCUAAUUAAGGAUUAUUUUGCUAAUCAAAUUGGGAAACGCCCCAGUGACAUCUACCAUGUAACUGUAAUGCCGUGCUACGACAAGAAACUAGAAGCUUCCAGAAAUGAUUUUUACAAUGAAAGCCUGAAUGCUGCUGAUGUCGAUUGCGUUUUAACCUCAGGUGAAGUAAUGGAAAUCUUUAACGAAAGAGGUUGUGUUGUAGUAAACGGAACAUCUGAAAAUUUAGAUAGACCUUUUGUAAGCGUGGAUGAAAAUAAUGAGGUGCUAACACAUGAUGGUGGAGGUUCAGGUGGCUACUUGGAAAAUGUUUUUAAAACAGCUGCAGCUGAGAUAUUUCAGUUGAAAAUACAAAAUAUGAUUUAUAAAACUGUGCGAAAUAAGGAUUUCAGAGAAGUUAUUCUUACAAUCGACGGCAAAUCUGUCCUAAAAGGGGCUAUUGUGUAUGGGUUCAGAAACAUUCAGAAUAUCGUUCAAAGAAUGAAACGCGGUAAAUGUUUAUACGAUUAUGUGGAAAUUAUGGCAUGUCCAGGAGGGUGCUUAAAUGGGGGUGGGCAGCCGAAAAUAGACUUGGAUUCAAAUUUACGGCUCCACUUGAUGAAAUUAGAAAAAUGUUAUAACUCAGCUGGGGAAUGGCUUGAUGGGUCUGAUAGCUAUAAGGCUAGAAAGAUGCUAUACACCACUUAUUAUGAUAAGAGUCAAUCUCAAAAUGCCAUAUCUGUCAAAUGGUAA